CAGAUUUAUAAGUUUUCACUGCCUUUUUAAUAAUUCGUUCUCCCGCCUAUUCUCUUCCCUCACCCUCUGCUGCUUUGUUUCAUUUGUAGAACGAAACUAUUACAGAAACCGAAAAUGGAAAAGAACGAGUCGUUUCCAGGUUCCAGGCAAAUGAAUUUGAAGAAAUCAUUCAAUCUCGGAUUGCGCUCCUUAUUGAAUGCCUGCUCCGAUGAGGAAUUUCGCGAGGCAUUCCCGGGAUUUACUGCACCCGAGCGGGAGCGGCUCCAUGGACUCUUUCUUCAGGUGAUUUCUUCUCUGCAUGACAAUAUUCAGGAAGAAUUUGAGUCCAUAUUACUCCAGACGCAGGCAGGGACAGUCCUGGACACUGUAGAAGAGCUAGUGGAAGAACAUAAUUUGGAUCCUCUAAUCUCAGAGAAGAGUAAUGUAGGAGAGACGGCUCAAAUUUUGUCGGAAGCAAAGAAAAAUGAAAUAAAAGAUCUGACGGGUCUCUUGGAAAAGGCAGAGGAACAGAAGCGUAAACUUGAAGCCCGUUAUGAACUCCUCAAGAAAGAAAAGCAAGACUUCUCUGGAGCUGCUAACCUUGUCGAUGAGUUAAGGACCAGAAUAUCGAACUACAAUAAUGACCACCAUACUGAGCUUGCUGAUAUCUGACGCCAAUCAGCAUUGUCUAGAAAAGCGUAAUGUAUACUACUUAAAACUUAAGCUUCUUAACAUAAACUUCAUAGCUUGACCAGUUGACCUUUAUCAGUUUGCUUUCACUUUAGUUGCUAUUUGUGUUGAGUGUUUAUGUACUUUUCUUCUGUAAAGUCUCCUGAAUCUGUUAUAUCGUACUUUGACCCUUUUAUAUUGGCUUCUCUUUGUGAUUGAUGUAGGUAUUACUAACUUCUAAAGUUUUGUUAACAGCUCAAAAGGUUUUUCCUUCCCUUUCUGUUUUUCCUGGGAGUAAACCAUCACAAUGAGAUUAUUAAUUUCUGUGAGGAGUUGAAUAGGAAACAAA
Messenger RNA from Striga asiatica, 997 nucleotides. The record is from the annotation of a GenBank genome assembly. Lineage: Eukaryota; Viridiplantae; Streptophyta; Magnoliopsida; Lamiales; Orobanchaceae.